UCGUGCAUUGUCAUGAGACUUGAGAUGUCUCGUCAAAUAUCUUCGGUAUUUUACGUAUCCGACGCAUGAACGGACUGAAUCACAGGGACGACGAGUCGCGUGUAUCGUGACGCGAGUUUUGUCCACAGUGAUCUUACGAAUCUCUACGUUUGCAAGUUAAGUGUGCGCUGCAUGUGCCCGUGGUGUUCCCGGAAAGAGCGGACGUUACUGUCUUCGACGCAGAAUUGAUUUCUCAAAGGAAGUCUCGAGACGUGACGGAGGACAGCGUUGAAUCGUUGAGCGAAACCACGAAUCGUUGACAUGCCGCUGCUUCGCAAACAGCCGUUUCAACGACUCCACGUCUCCUCAGACUUCAGGGACGACGACGAAGUAUUCCACUGCGAGGUUACCAACGAGAUCUUCAAGGACUACAAUGAAUUCUGCGAGAGGAUUAUCUUGUGCAAUUCACUCAUAUGGUCAUGUAGUAUUACUGGGAAAAGUAACAUGACAUACGAAGAGGCUUUGCAGUGUGAGGAAAAUGCAAAGAGAAGUCUUAAAGAAUUCCCUAUGGAGUUACGUAUUCCUAUAUUAAAUCUUGCCAGUAAAACAAAUAGAUCUUCGUUUAAUGAAAUGAUAGAAGAUGUAUAUCAGUUUGCAAGGGAUCGUUAUUUUGUUGGAGAAAUGGUGGAAGCAAGUUUUACAGAGGAUUCUUGGUGCGAAUGCCAUGUCCUUCAAGUUAUUGCACCAUCUGAGCAACAAAUAAAGGCAUAUAUGAUAGAAAAUAGGAAUCCACAAGAGCAACAGUAUCAUCCACCAGCAAAAUUGUUUCGCUAUGAAGUGGAACAGUUAGACUGCGGAGAUUCCGAUGUUAGUCAGCUUAUGAUAGUAGAAGCAGCACAAGUUAGAAGGAAAAAGCAACAUUACAGCAGAGAACGCAAUAAAAUAUUUUUACGUCUGUUGUGCGAGCAGAACGAGAGCGGUAUAUGGAUUGUUAAAGAUAGUGUACUACAGAAGUACGGAAUCAGUAAAGUACGUUUUGAUACCAUAUUUGCUGGUCCUCCUCCUGAUUUUACGUCACGUGUUAAGAGACCUAUUAAACACAAGCAAGAAUCGAUAGAGAAAUUUCUUACAGCAGAUAUAUCGAAGCAGAAACCAGUACAGAAGCCUGAUCCCCUCAAAAAGGUAAAUCAGACUGGUGUGGAUAUAAAGAAGUUUAAGAAACCAAGAACAAACGGAAAAUUCAAAGAAGAGCUCAAAGCGAAGGCGCUCGAAGAAAAAGCGAAACGCAAAGAAGAAAGAAUGUUGACUACCGAACGUAAAAAGGAACAGAAACAGAAACUAGCCGCUUUGGCUGCAUACGUGAGGCAAUGGAAUAAACCAAGGGAAGAUCUCCAGUGUGAAGAUCUUUCCCCGAUUCCACAACCGAUACCGAUCAAUACUGACAUACCUAACGACAAGUUCGGUGACUGUUGCAUGAUUCUAGAGUUUCUAGAAUUUUUUAAAGAAGAAUUGGAAGUCAGUGCAUAUUUUCCAAACGGUUUUACCUUGGACUUGUUGGAAAAAGCGGUGUUAACGAAGGAAGCAUCCGGACCUUGGAGUGACCUCUUGCAGUUACUGUUGUCGAGCAUUUUUAAAUAUCAGUCAGAUGAGGAAGAUGAGAUUCAGGCAUCUGAUACAGUAGUAAAUGAUAUCAGCACCAAUGAAGGAGCUUCCUCGAUGACAAAAGCGGUAAAACUUGCUACGAUUGCUUCCACCUGGAGUCAGACGUAUCAGGGUUACAAGCUGUCUGAGGUAACAUUGGAUCAUGUGACUUUGAGCGAGAUCUGUAGGCAGCACUUGUUAAGUUCUGGAGGGCGAAUGGGUGAAGUAGCUUCUAAAUGGAGGUAUUCUCAGAGAGGAGGAUACACGCAUCAGGAUGAUCCUGCGUUGUUUAUGAGGAUAAACGAGGCGCAUGUGCUAAGACAGUUAAGCCAUCGCAGCGUUCACGAACUUGACUUCGACGACAAACUGAAAGUGGCGACAUGCCUGAUCAAUCAGUUGCUCACAUUCGCCUCGGUACGAGAUGUGAUCGAGGAGAGACACGAGAAGCUUCAGCAAGCAAGAAAAGAACUGAGAUCUUUCUUGUUGGCUGAGCAGAAGAAGGAGAGGGAAGAGAGAGAGAAAAUGCGAGAGCGCGAGAAGGAUAAAGACGCUAAAGCUUUACCAAAAAAAGUCACCCGUGGCAACUGCGAGGAAGAAAAGAAGAAAGAAGAAUACGAGAUCAGGUUGAAAGAGCUUCAGCAAGCAUCUAAAGACGAUCAAAUGAUGCUUUACUUGGGAUCUGAUAGAGCCUAUCGUAGGUAUUGGAGACUUUUAUCUAUACCAGGAAUAUUCGUGGAUAGCGAUAUAUUCUCUCUAGGUCCUUGCCUCCCCGAAGGUACACCUUAUCAACCUGAAUUGCAAGAUGGGGAAUCCACGUAUGCAUAUUUGAGAAAUAAAUUUGAAGAUGAAUUUAGCGAUAAAGAAAAUAGUUUCAAAAAGGCGAAGAAGUCUCCAAAGAAAAUAGUAUCAUUUUCUGACAAAAAUGGACUCAAAUCCCCGAGGAAGGACGUGAUACCUAGAAAAGAAUUUAAGCAAGAACUAUCCGAUAUAAAGAAGAAUUUAAUGGCGUGUACAGGGGAUAAGGAGUGCCCGGUUCAUUGGAAAAGACCAGAACAGAAAUGGAGUUUCUUUGGAACACGAGAGGAUAUAGAAGCUCUGGUGAAUGGUUUGAGUAAACGAGGCAUUCGGGAAGGAGAACUCAGAAAUAACAUUGUGCAAGAAAUGACGAGUUUAAUGUCUGUUAUCGAGGAAUGCCCCAGGCAGAAACUUAAUCCAGAAGUUUUUUCAGAACCUAUCAAGGGACAGCCUGGUAAAUCGUCAAAGAAAAGUAAAUACGAAAAUGCUAAUCUGAACUUCCCUCCCGAGACGCCUGUCGACGAUGUUUUCGAAUUAACUCUGCGAGAUUUUAUCUUGGAUCUUGAAGACAAAAUGAAAGCGGGUUGUUUGGGAAGUUUGAAGGUAAAUAAUCGCGAUGCGUGGAGGAGUGCAAUUAGUAACAGGCACUAUGAUAAACAAUGUGAUAAAUUAAUAUAUGGUGGAAACGAGGCGGACAUAGAUACACCUUACAACGCAACGCUCGAUAAAGUUAAAAAUGAAGCUAAGCAUAGCAGGCCAGGUACUCCGGACUCUGAGGUUGGGAGCAUUAACAUAAAGACUUACAAAGAUUCAGGGAAAUACUUGGGUCCACCGAGUGAAAGCGAACCACUUCCCGAUCUAAAGCAACAGGUGACCAUAAAACAGAUGGCUUGCGCUAUUUUACAAUUAUCCCAAGCCAUCGAACCGAAGUACUUCCAGAGACCGUUGGGCGUUGACCAAAAAGAGAAAAAACAUGCUAACGACGACACCAGGGAAAGAUGGGAACAAUCGCUCAUGGCGUCGACCAGUUGGUCACAAUUAUUUCUGCAUUUGAGUACAUUAGAGAACAGCAUCGCAUGGGAUAAGAGUGCGUUGAACGCUCAGUGUUUCAUAUGCAGACGGCGAAAAGACGCUGAGAAAAUGUUACUCUGCGACGGGUGUAACAAAGGCCACCAUUUGUAUUGUUUAAAACCAAAACUGGCUGCUGUACCGGACGGAGAUUGGUAUUGCAAAUCGUGUAAACCACCGACCAAGUCGAAGAGGAAGAUUAAAAAGCGAAAGAAAUUCGAGGAUGAAUUGGAAGAGGAAGUGAUACUAACUAAAGAGACACGACAUAAUCGAGCCAAACGUGUUCUAGAAAGUGAAGAGGAAGAAGACCAUGAAGACAAUGCACCGGAAGAUGAGACGAGUUAUGAGAAUUUAAGUAGUCAAAUAAGCGUAUGCACUGCAUGCAGGAGCGGUGGAAAGCUAAUCAGUUGCGAUGCAUGUCCAAACUAUUAUCAUGUAGAAUGUAUAGAACCACCGAUAAUGAGGGCUCCCCGUGGAAGAUGGAUGUGUUUGGAUUGCAAGGACAGGAAAGAUAGGAGGAGCGGCACAAAACAUGUGAGGGGGCGCGAAAGGGAAAGGGACAAGGAGAGACAGUGCGCUGCAGCAGCACGCUCUCGCAUCCAUGGCUUUGCCAAGAGCCUCCUCACUACAGAAUCCACAGACUGGGACGACAGCAGCAAUUCAGAGGACGCUGAACCAAGGCAGACCAGGAGAGCUACAAAGAGGGCUGCUGAAGUAGAACAAGAAGUAGAUAGGGGAACAGUUAAAAGACCCAUGGCACGGUUACAAGAUUUGCUCACUGAUAUCCGGCAUCACAGGGAUUCAUGGCCUUUCCUAUCACCUGUUACAAAAGAUGAAGUCCCAGAUUACCAUGAGAUUAUCUCCAAUCCUAUGGAUUUCGGUACAAUCAAGUAUAAAUUGAAUAAUGGGGAAUAUGAGACGCCGGAACAGUUUUUCAGUGAUUGUCACUUAGUAUUCGCUAAUUGUCAGGCAUAUAAUGAGGAGCAUAGUGCAGUAUACAAUUACGUAUACAGGGCAGGUAUGAGGUUAUUGAAGUACAUUGAGAAACGAUGCAGAGAACUUGGUUUCAAUUAUGAUGAGGAGGUAGCGCGGCCACCGGAUGCGAAAAAACCAAGACUGGACGAAACUGACGUCGCAGAUAGUGAGGACGAAGAGAUUGAUGAACUUCAAAAGACAAGAUAGAAUCGGAAUACACAUUUCGAUAUUAUACUUAUUGGGUAUUAAUUCUUAUUCCCAAUAUGUAAAUUGGAUGUACCUUGAAAUAACGUGCGGAUUUUUACACUGGUACCCAGGACAGUAUAAACCGUGUAUAAAAUCGUGACCAUGCGAGAAAGAUAUUCUGUAAAGUAUAUAUUACCGAAAAAAAAAAAAGACUUCGUUUUGCUAAGGAUUAGAAGAAAUGCUAUAGAUAUAUGUAUAAUUGCAAGCUAGGCAUAUACGUUUAAAGUGUUUAUCUCUCUUUCUUCGUUAUUUAUCGAACGUCCUUAAUUAUUUUUCUUAGGCUUGCUAAAAUAAAACCAGGAAGAAAACAUGCACAGUAUUAUUCUUAGAAUUUUACGCAUGGUAUAAUUGCUCUCACGGACUUUUCGAAGUACAUGAACGUAGAGCAUUUUAUAUAGAGCGAGCAAAUAACUUUCAGUUCGCUCGAGCCAGUACAACAUAUAGUUUUUUUUGCGUUUAGUAUUAUUAUAAUGGAAACAAAUUUUUGUUAUCGGACAGUCUUUUUACAUUAUAAUAAUUAUUUAUUACUUUAGCACCACUGUGUACGAUCGCAUCAUACGUUUAAGUUUCACAAUUGCAAACGUUUCAAGGGCUUUCCUAAAGGUAUUCUAGACCCUUGACGCUUUUACUUACACGAAGUCCACGCAUUACGUGACGUGUUACUCAUUACCUGCCUUUUACGUAGGUAUAUUUAAAACACACGGCGUGCGAUAACGUGGUAACACGACUGACGGUUUUUUUUAUCGAGGAAAAUAUUCAUGCGAUAUUUCGCGUUAAUACGUAACAAGUUACUACGUCUACACGUGUAUUUAUUAUAAGAAACAAUAGAUUUUAUCAGAGAUUCGAGUAUAACACGUCCUAUAUUGCACGCACUCAUUGGAAACUGGAAAUUUUAUUUAAACAAUUCUCAUGUUCGAUUCUGCCAAAUUGUUAAACGUAUCAAUGGUACUUAUGAUUUUUUCUUACCCCCUUUUUUUUUACAUAUAUAUAUUUGUUUCCAAAUGAUCAGCCUAUUUUAAGAAAAUUAAAAAUUUUAGGCUGGCCCUACACAAAAUCUACGGUACAAAUUAUUAUUAUUCUCUAUAUUGUACAGCAGUUGUAGGUACAGUUCUUUGUAAUCAUGUACGUUUUAUACA
Dufourea novaeangliae is the source of this 5840-nucleotide messenger RNA. RefSeq names its product bromodomain adjacent to zinc finger domain protein 1A (gene Acf). Gene Ontology annotation, biological process: chromatin remodeling. The coding region runs from base 301 to 4665 and encodes 1454 amino acids. The transcript is spliced from 14 exons. Lineage: Eukaryota; Metazoa; Arthropoda; Insecta; Hymenoptera; Halictidae. The record is from RefSeq and is a predicted model, not a curated record. Gene Ontology annotation, molecular function: protein binding.